Linum trigynum is the source of this 802-nucleotide messenger RNA. Lineage: Eukaryota; Viridiplantae; Streptophyta; Magnoliopsida; Malpighiales; Linaceae. The record is from the annotation of a GenBank genome assembly.
CGUAAGCAAACUUUCUUCAAAACAAUCCGUCUCUCCCGGUGAAAAAAAAUCCCCGAAAGAAAAAAAAGAUGUCCGCGUUCAAGCUGCAGAACGACAACCAGUUCGUCCGAACCGUGGACGGAUCUCCCGACAUUCACGUCGUCGAAUACAUGGACGACCUGAACGCGUUCGACCUCAUCCACGUCAGCAGCUCGAGGUGGCGUGACUCCAUCGCCGUCGGCCCUUCUGCUGGCGCUCGGUUCAAGAAGCUGGAGGUCCACGGAGUGACGAUACAAGGCAGCCGACUGGAAGAGCUGGUCAAAGAUCUGACCUGGGUUGACCCCAACGGUCGGAGGUUUUUCCCCGUGGUCAACCGUCAGGGACUCUGCCUCAUGUACGUCGGGUGCGAGCCGAUCAAGCGGGUGAGGAUCAACGACCAUUUCGGCUGGUCAAAGUACGGGGUGAAGCCCGUGAUUAGCACGAUAUGGAGCAUUUGGGACAUGAGCAGCGGUGCCGUUUUGGUCGCCCCUCCAAUUGCUCACGGCGGGGAUGAGGACGACGAUGGGAGCAGAUAUUCCGUUUUGUACGAAAGUAGCUGGAAGAAGAUCGUGGAAGAGAAGGACAAGACUGAGUCAUUGCUGAGGAAGUGUCUGGAAGAGAAGGAGAAGGAGAAUGCUGCUCUCAAGGCUGCGCUGAAAGCUCUCAGUACCGAUGAUCACGUCUAAAUGUAAUAUGUUGGCAUGGAUUCUUUCUGCUGAUUUACUUAUUUUAAGUAUGUGGUAUUUGUUCUUUGUGUGGCGUUGAAUAAAAUUUAUCACGGUUA